Branchiostoma floridae (Florida lancelet) is the source of this 3183-nucleotide messenger RNA. Its product is annotated as PEST proteolytic signal-containing nuclear protein-like. The record is from RefSeq and is a predicted model, not a curated record. NCBI's taxonomy places the organism in Eukaryota, Metazoa, Chordata, Leptocardii, Amphioxiformes, Branchiostomatidae. Gene Ontology annotation, biological process: proteasome-mediated ubiquitin-dependent protein catabolic process; protein ubiquitination. Gene Ontology annotation, cellular component: nucleus. The coding region runs from base 24 to 542 and encodes 172 amino acids. The transcript has 5 exons.
CGGCAUUAGCUUUCUCCGGUAACAUGGCUGACAACAACCAGGAAGAUCGUGCUCCGACACUAGAAGAUAAGCUGUGGAAGAAGACGUCGCCGACGAAGAGAAAAGCUGAUGGCAACGAAGACGACCCCGAGAGAGUGGCAACGGCGAAAGUACAGAAACCGUCGGGAGGGAUCAGCAUAAGGCUGGGAGGAAAUCUUGCAGCUGCACCUGCCAAGAAUUCUCCUGGGGCCGGCUUCGUAUCGACCAAGACGGUGGCCCCGAUUUCUAUUAAAUUAGGCGCAAACAAACCCAAACCUUCUAGUUCACCUGCUGCACAACCUGUCAAGAAAGUUGCAGCUGUGUUUGCAGAGAGCGACGAUGAUGAUGAACCAGAAGAGAUGCCACCAGAAGCAAAAAUGAGAAUGAAAAAUAUUGGAAGAGACACCCCCACGUCAGCAGGCCCCAACUCUUUCAACAAGGGCAGGAUUGGUUUCUGCGACAAGGCCAAGAUGUGGGAGAGAGAUCUCAAGGCAAAGGCAGAGAAAUUAGCCACAGAUAAAUAGUGUUUAAUGUACAUGGUUCACCUCUUGUAGUAUAAAGCUUUCUCACAUGGCGGUCAUGAUACAUGUAGUUUGAAAACGAGGUCAAUGAGGCAAACAAAAGUUGUCCAUCAGAAUUAGCAUGCAGUUCAACCAAUGGUCUGUCAAAUAUUUGCAUUAUAAUAUUUUUAUUUUGCAUCUAUUGAGGCACUAUGAGAUCAGUCUACGCUAAGUCUAGAUUGCUACAUCUUUCGGUGCAACACUUGUUGUAAUAUUUAUUGUUUCAUCUUAUAUUGUGAAAAUUUGUGUGGUUUGGGGGAAAACUAAACAAGAGCUGAUUUUAGAAAUAUUUUUUGUUUGUUUGCCUCAUUAGCCUCAUUUUCAAUCUUUGAUGGCCGCUGCGUAAGAAAGGUGUAUUAACCUUUCUUUUAAUGCCUUAUGUUUUCUUGAAAUCGUAUUCCACAUUAAUUAGGCUAAUUGGAUGUACAUGUAGCUGUUAAUACUAAUAGUAUUCAGGUGUGUAGAUGCUUAUAUUUUUAGUUAUAAAGCUAUGUGGACUUUAAAAAAUCCACAUAGCUUUAAGUUUUAUGACUUGUUAGACCAUAAAGCAAACAUAACCUUGGUUACAGAAAAAGUGAAAUAUGAUUUAUUGCAGUAUGUAUGAAGAUGUUUUUUGCUGUAUAAUGUAUUACUCAGGUGUGAAUGUGGAUGUAUGAGUUCAUGUAUGCCUAAUAAUAUGUAAAUUACUUGUAGAUGGACCACAGUUCCUCAGCAAGCUAUCAGUUAACCCUUUUUGUGUCUGUUACAGUUACUUGCAUAUUUGGACAUAUUCUUGUGUAAAAAAAAAGUAAGAAAAUAUUAUCAUUCACAUAUGUCCACACAGGUACUUAUUGCAUGGCUUUGUGUGAGUUGAUCAGUUUGUGUAGUUGUGAUUUCUUAGGUAAUAAACGGGUAUCGGCUGUUAGAAUGUAUAGCGAUACAAGUGAAAGUUUGCAGAUAUGUCCACCAACAUUACAUACACAUAGAACAUUUUUACAUCAUCUAGAAAGGUGCUUAAAAGUGAGAAAUAUUAUAAAGAUGAUAAUAUAUACAGGUACAUAAACAGCAUAGUUAUUAGACAGCAAUGUGUGCUAUACAACAGCCCCACUUGAAUUAUAGUUAUACUGAUACAUUUAUUACAUAUCAUCACAUCUUCCUGAAAUUCAUUUCCAUCUUGAUACAUAAUGCUUUUAGCUGUGCCGUUACACUUGAUACAUUCCAUAAAUGCUUUUUGCCUCUCUCCAACAUGCUGUAGACAUCCCUGCACUGUUCUAACAUCACAGUGUGACAUCCCUUGCGGACUUUCACGCUUGUUCAGGAUCAAAGCAAUGUCCUGACAUGACCUUGUAAAGAAUUUGUCAAGAUGCCAGAGUUGAUUCAAUGAUCCAAGUCAGCCCCUGUCCCAGAAAUGUUUUGUGACCAUGGCAGAAGGCUUCAAGGCUGUUAUAACUCAUUCCACAUGUCCUGAUGUGUGCUUGUAAGUGACAUUAAAGCCUGGGGCGUCCAUCAACUUGAAGUCUAAAUCUGAUUUGAUAUCUGUAAUGUACUUUCUUUGUUCAUUUAUUUCCUGAAUUGUACUUAAAACCAAACAAUGGAUAGUGAGUGAGUGUGUACUUGCAAUGUUUUCUUUUCAUUUUGUGUUAUCAUUUGCUAUUAAUUGUUGAAUAUGUGCUCAAAUAAUCAAAUCAAAGUAUUGUAACUUCCCCUUGCACAGUGCAGCUACCUGCAAUGGAUACAGUGGAUCUGAACAACGGUUUUCAUGCAAUUUACUCCACAUUGUAGGAUGUAUUUUUUAAGUCAAAUUCAUUAUAGCACAGUUACAUGCUAUGUGGACAUAUACAAGUCAUGAACUGUUUUAUAAUACUAACAAUAAAUACACAAACGUCAAGCAGUGAAAAAAUAGAAUUCUGUAACAUAUCAGAGAGAUCAGAUAUCUUAUCAACGUGUGUUAUACUAGUAUUGUCUUAGCUCUGUAAAUUGGCACUGAUGGAAUGCACAUAUUGGAAACUGUAAACAAAUUAGCAAAGCACCAACAGCUUGGGGGAUGUAAGAUAUGGGUCAGCCUGCUUAACUUACAUGUAGACUCUUGUAGAUAAUAGCUCAAGAUUAUACAUGGAAAUGAAAACAGUCUUCUAAAGGUUUAUGUACAUGGCCUUUAUAUGCAUAAAGAUUAAGUUGGGGAUAUUAAAGUAAAUUUAUUUGGGCUCUUUCAAAGUCACAUUCCAGUAAAUAUUUAUACCUUUUGCAACAAUAAUGAAAUUUGUGGGUUUUAUUCUUGUGUCUUGUAGUACUAGAGGUACACUGCAUGUUUUACAUUUGUUGUAUAAGAUUGCUAUGCCAGGCUUAUUAUGGCCACAAAGAAUGCAAAGUUUGUAAGUUUUAUUUGUAUUACAAAUACUAUUCUUUGAAAGUAAGCUGCAUAAUUUAGUUUCUCAGUCCUAGCCUGUUGCAGUGGGCGACCAUAUUAUAACCUUUCUUGUGGUCUUUCUUCCAUCAAUGUUGCUUUGAGUACAAUGUGAUGCUUUCAUUGAUUUCACUGACAUAUGUCUGACUUACAUUAUACUGGUUCGUCUUCAGAUUUAGGUCAAUGCCCAACAGUUUUACAAUAAAGUUUUUCAAAAUUGCA